AUGGGAGAGCCAGCACAAUCUUACAGUCAACAAAAUGGUAGUCCGGCCCCUCCGCCUGCCGCUGAGCCGGCCCAAUCGCCUGGCGGUCUGGAAACGCCUCUGAAAGAUGUCAACGUAGGAUUAGGAAUACAGAAUGGACCGCCUACGCCAGUCAAGGAACUUCCACCUGCGCCAUCGGCCAAAGAUCCUCAGCCGAAUGAACAAGAUCAGGAUCAAGCUAUAGCACCUUUGAGUCCAUCAGAAAUCCCGCUGUCACCACCUCCUCCACCACCUAAACCUUCGAAAGGAAUUCCUAUCAUCAACGAGAACGAGAGUAAAGAAACGUUGCAAGAUGUGGAACUUAGUAGGACGGGAACGCCAGUUAGAUCAGCCAGUAUCGUAUCUUCUCAACGACCCGAAGCAUCCAUUAGAAGGGAUAGUGAGGGACCUGUGACCUCAUCUUCAAGGAGAGUCUCUAAUCACGCUUCCACCUCGGUAACCUCCUUACAUUCCAUAACGUCCACUCCAUCUUCUCGAGCUCGCUCGACUCGACCCACUACCACGCAGGGCAGUAUAAGUGAAGGAUCUCAUUCUCGAAGGGACAGCACAAUGACACUAUCCAUGAGUCAUACCAUGUCUCUACCACCCAACACACCAGGAUUACAUCAACUGUCCACAGUACUUAUCAUGCCGCCUUUACAGUUAUUGGUAGACUCAAAAGAAGCCAAGAAAUCAGCUUCGUUCCGUGCAGCAGCUCAAAAAGCUCUGGAACUAUGUCAGGUAUCGGGUAAUGGUGAAGGAUCAUCUUCUGCUUAUCUACAUCCUAGAGAGAUAUUCGAACCUCUCAGAUUGGCUAUAUCCAAUCCCCAAACAACAUCUGUCCCUAUACUCAUCACUUCCCUCGACUUGCUUUCGAAAUUGAUCUCACAUUCAUUCUUCAGUGAACCUUAUGGUCCACCUAAAGGGAUGUCACCCUUACCAGACCUAAUAACACAUACGAUUACACUUUCAUAUUCCGAAAAUUCACCUCCUCAAGUUGCCUUGCAAGUGGUAAAAGCUCUGAUGGCUAUAGUACUGUCUACGGAUAAGGGGAUGUUAGUCCAUCAAUCAUCGUUAUUGAAAGCUGUCCGAACGGUAUAUAACGUUUUCCUGUUAUCGAACGACGCGGCGAAUCAGGUUGUAGCUCAAGGUGGGUUAACACAGAUGGUACAUCAUGUUUUUGGUAGGGUGAUCAGACCAGAGAUGAAGACUGUGUCGGCAUCUGGUAGUUUAUCGGGUAGAAGAAGCACGAUAGGUGAGAAUGAAGCUAGGAGAUUGGGGUUGGGUCUAUCGGAUGCAGAUACGAAGGAGAAUCAGGAAGGUCAACCACAAUCUCAACCUCAGACUCCUGUACCAGGUCAAGAACCCACAAAACAAGAGGAAAAAUUAACUCUUGAAUCAUUCGCUCAACCCAAUCCUAAUGACUCGAUACCUACCGCUCCAGCAGUCAUAGCUUCCGAUGCUGAACCUGAACCUGAAAUUUCCCCAUCUACACCAUCCUCACCGCCCAAAGUACCUCAACAUACGGUAUCGAUCCCAGUACCUAAUGGAGAUGCUCUCGAUACACCUGAACCCACCUCUGCACCCAUGCAAGAUGGCCCUACUGCGAGUGCGCCUGGUGGACUAGACGAACAGGAAGGUACUCUUGAUGCUAUGGGAAGACCUAUCCCUACGGAAGAGUUGUUUGUGAAAGAUGCUUUCUUGGUAUUUAGAGCGUUGUGCAAGUUGACGAUGAAACCUUUGGUGUCGGAGAGCGAAAAGGAUCUUCGCUCACAUGCCAUGCGAUCUAAACUUCUCUCUUUACACCUCGUUCUCACCGUCCUAAAAUCCCACGCCGACCUCUUCACCAACCCUCUCGUCUGUAUCCCCUCCAAUACCUCGCUGGAGAUGACACCGUUCUUACAAGCUACCAAGCAAUACCUCUGUCUGAGCUUGUCUCGGAACGCUGUCAGCUCCGUGAAUCAGGUGUUUGAACUCAGUGUGGAGAUCUUUUGGUGUAUGCUCAAGCAUAUGAGAGCUCAAAUGAAGAAAGAAAUCGAAGUGCUGCUUAACGAGAUCUUCUUACCCAUACUUGAGAUGCGACAUUCAACCAUCCGACAGAAAUCAAUCAUCUUGGGCGUUUUCAUCAGACUAUGUCAGGAUCCUCAAGCUUUGGUUGAGAUUUACAUCAAUUACGACUGUGAUCGUGCAGCCCUCGAGAACAUCUACGAGAAAUUGAUGAAUAUCGUUUCCAAGAUUGGUCAAACGCAUUUCGCUCCCCCAAGUAAGGAAGAGUUAGGUCAAGGAGGAUCGUCAAAGCAAGCUACAGGACACAAUGGUCCUGCUAUACCGCCUUCGCUCAGUACUUCAGCUUUGGCAGGUGAUCAUGGACACAAUGCCGCUCACUAUGCUGGAUUAUCUCCCGAGAUCAAACUCCGUCGACAAUCGCUCGAAUGUUUAGUCGCCGCCUUGAAAUCUCUCGUUGCUUGGUCUACAUCCAACCCUUCGACUAAAGCUACACAGGAAGAUCAACCUCGACCGAGUGAAGAUGGCUUGGGACGACAUCACGCUUCCGACUCCAUGUCUGGGUCAACAGCCCAACUUGCCGCUCCUACGCCUGUAUGGCCAGCGGAAAAUUCAGCACGAAGUCCAGCUCCUGGCGUGUCAUCCAAUGGCUCCAACACUCCUGAUAUAGGCGAAGACGAUGUUGGUAGAUUUGAAUCAGCCAAACAGCGUAAAAACACCCUACAAGAUGGGAUCAAGAAAUUCAACUUCAAACCUAAACGAGGUAUCGCAUCGUUGAUUGAACAUGGAUUCAUUCGAUCGAGCUCCCCUCAGGAUAUAGCGAGGUUCCUGCACUCGAACGAGGGACUCAGUAAAGCUAUGAUUGGAGAAUACCUUGGUGAAGGUGAUGAAGAGCAUGUAGCGAUCAUGCACGCUUUCGUCGACAUGUUAGACUUCUCUAGAAUGAAAUUCACCGAUGCGCUCAGGAUGUACCUUCAAUCAUUUAGAUUACCUGGAGAAGCUCAGAAAAUUGAUAGGUUCAUGCUGAAAUUCGCUGAAAGGUAUAUACACGGUAAUCCAGAUACCUUUUUUGCCAAUGCCGACGCGGCUUAUAUUCACGCAUUCGCCAUCAUCAUGCUCAAUACCGAUGCUCAUAAUCCCAACUUAAAACAGAAACGAAUGACAAAGGCUGAAUUCGUCAAGAAUAACCGAGGGAUAAAUGACGGGAAAGAUUUGCCUCAGGAAUAUUUGGAAGAGACGUACGAUGAAAUUCAGAAUAAUGAGAUUAAAAUGAAAGAUGAGAUUGAAGUUCCUCAAGCUACCACUUCCGGAGGGGGUUUGACAAGUGUAGGAAGGGAUUUGCAAAGAGAAGCUUACGUGGCUCAAGCUGAAAAUAUGGCCAGUAAGACCGAAUCUAUCCUAAAAGCGAUGGUCCGUCAACAACGAAGAGGAUUAAUUAGACCGAAUGAUCAAUUCCAUACGGCAAGUAGAUUAGAACAUGUACAGUUCAUGUUCCAAGUAGCCUGGAUGCCUUUCUUGGCUGGUAUUUCUGGCUCCUUGCAGGAAACAGACGACCUAGAUGUCGUUUACUUGUGUUUGGAUGGAUUGAAAAGCGCGAUCAAGAUUGUUUGUCUGUUCGAUAUGGAAUUAGAGAGGAAUGCUUUCGUCACGACCCUUGCCAAAUUCACUUACCUGAAUAACCUGGGAGAGAUGAAGCCUAAGAACGUGGAGGCGAUCAAGUGUUUGUUGGACGUGGCUGUGUCGGAUGGUAAUAAUUUGAAGACCAGCUGGAAAGAUGUAUUGGUCUGUGUGAGUCAGUUGGAGAGAAUGCAGUUGAUUAGCAGUGGGUUGGACGUACCGGAUUUGAACAGGACUUCAAGUUCAUCGGAUAAAAGGAAAUCUACAACUAUCACUAGGAAGAAAGGUCCAGCUGAAGAAGUGGCAGAAGAAUCUAGGUCUUCGCAAGUGACUGUCGCUGCAGAUAUGGUAUUUUCAACUUCGAAGAAUCUAUCAGGUUCCGCAAUCGUCGAUUUCGUUCAAGCGUUAAGCGAGGUAUCAUGGGAAGAAAUACAAUCGUCCGGAUCGUCUGCUCGACCUAGGAUGUUCAGUCUCCAGAAGUUGGUGGAGAUCUCGUAUUAUAACAUGGGUAGAAUAAGAUUGGAGUGGUCGAAUAUAUGGUUGAUCCUUGGUGAACAUUUCAAUCAGGUAUGCUGUCAUAACAACCCAAAUGUCAGCUUCUUUGCGCUCGAUGCUCUACGUCAACUAGCGAUGAACUUCUUGGAGAAAGAGGAAUUGUCCCAUUUCGGAUUCCAGAAAGAUUUCUUGAGACCUUUCGAGUAUACCAUCGUGAAUAACAAGAAUUCCGAUGCUAGGGAGAUGGUCUUACAAUGUUUGCAACAAAUGUUACAAGCGCGAGUUCAGAACCUUCGUUCCGGUUGGAGAACGAUGUUUGGUGUAUUUUCAGCAUCUUCCAAAGUCCUCACUGAAAGAGUAGCGAAUUACGCUUUCGAACUCGUUCAACUGGUUUACAAAGAGCAUUUCUCACUGGUAGUGAAAUAUGGAAGUUUCUCAGAUUUAACAGUUUGUAUAACUGAUUUCUGUAAGGUAUCAAAAUUCCAAAAAAUCAGUUUACAAGCUAUCGAAAUGAUCAGAGGUUUGGUACCGAAAAUGCUGGAAUGUCCUGAAUGUCUUCUACCCCCUCAACAAUUACAACAAAACCAAAACCAAAAUUCGUCAAACAAUAAUCAGGAAGAUGGGGAAGGAAAAGAGGGAAAGAAAUUGUUACCUUCCGAUGAUCCAAUGUUAAAAUAUUGGUUACCUGUCUUACAUAGUUUUUAUGAGAUUAUAAUGACAGGAGAGGACCUGGAAGUUAGAAGAUUAGCUCUGGACUGCCUGUUCGAUACGUUGAAAACACACGGUACAGGCUUCUCCAUCGAAUUCUGGAACACAGUCUGUCAACAAGUCUUAUUCCCCAUUUUCGCCAUCCUACGUGCCAAAUCAGAUAUCAGGUUCAGAUCAGCUGAAGAUUUGAGUGUAUGGUUAUCGACUACAUUGAUAUCCGCUCUGAGGGACUUGAUAGAUCUGUAUACGGUCUAUUUCCAAGUGUUACAGAGGUAUCUGGAUGGGUUGUUGGAUAUUUUAGUGGCUUGUAUAUGUCAAGAAAACGAUACUCUUGCUCGAAUUGGUACCUCAUGUUUCCAACAAUUACUUGAAAGUAACGUUAGGAAAUUAUCACCUGAAAAAUGGAUGUCGAUCGUUUCUGCUUUCGUACAGUUGUUCAAAACUACUACGGCUUUCCAAUUGUUCGAUCCGGUCUUGCAUGCUGAGGUGGAACCUAGUGGAACGAUGGAUGAUGCUGAUGCACCAUUCCAAAAAUUCGUUGCGCCUGCGCCAUUGGAACCCUAUACCGAAUCAUCUCCACCACCCACCCUCACCUCUCUGACAUAUGGUGAACAACGUCGAAUAUUCAAGCAGAUCAUCGUGAAAUGCGUGUUACAAUUACUCUUAAUUGAAACUACCCAUGAACUCCUACAGAAUGAUGAAGUAUACAAUACCAUUCCUGCGGAACAUCUGCUGAGGUUCAUGGGUGUUUUGGACGAUAGUUGGAGAUUCGCUAGGAAGUUUAAUGCUGAUAAGGAUUUGAGAAUGAAACUUUGGAAAGUUGGGUUCAUGAAACAACUGCCAAACUUGCUAAAACAAGAAUCCAGCUCUGCAGCUACGUUAAUUAAUGUCUUAUUGAGGAUGUAUAGAGAUCCGAGAGAUGCUCAUAGAGCCACUAGGAACGGUGUCUUGGAGAGAUUAGUACCAUUGGCAACGGAGAUCAUAAAGGAUUUCAUUGCGUUAGAUCCAGACACUCAGCCUAGGAAUAUCACCGCCUGGACUCCUGUGGUCAUUGAUAUAUUGAAAGGAUGUCAUGGGUUUGAGAACGAAGCUUUUGAAACCCACAUACCAACUUUCUAUCCGUUAGUAACGGAUAUAUUGACUAAAGAAGUAGCAUCAGAGAUGAGGUUGUCAGUCAGGGAUUAUUUGAAGAAAGUAGGUCAGGUGAAAGGGUUCAUAGGUGGUCCGACGAUAUAG
Kwoniella botswanensis is the source of this 6078-nucleotide messenger RNA. RefSeq lists its product as uncharacterized. Lineage: Eukaryota; Fungi; Basidiomycota; Tremellomycetes; Tremellales; Cryptococcaceae. The record is from RefSeq and is a predicted model, not a curated record. The coding region runs from base 1 to 6078 and encodes 2025 amino acids. The transcript is spliced from 14 exons. Gene Ontology annotation, molecular function: guanyl-nucleotide exchange factor activity. Gene Ontology annotation, biological process: regulation of ARF protein signal transduction.